AUGAGUGAAAAGCUCUCUAGCCAACGGUCGCCGGAAGAUUGCGAUCUUCUGGAAAGGAGUACGAAACGGCCUAAAUGUACAGGGAAGGGGACAGUGGCGCUGGUGUCGGACACGAUGGAGGAUCAGAGGCCACAUGCGGACGUUGAGUUCGUGAAGGAAACACCGGUGGAGGAGAUGGGAGAGGACUACGGUCCGACACCCAUGCAUGGAUCUCAACGAUCGAUUACGGAUGCGAGGCCAGCCAUCGGGGGAUCGACGGGGGCGCCAGUUCCGCAUCGCAGGACCUACGCAGAAAGUGUGUCGGGUUUCAUCACGGUGCCAGAGGCAGUACCGGGUGAGGAUGCGGAUGAUGAUCCAGACGAUGAUCCAGAGGAGUUCAUGGAUGAUGAAGACGAUGACCCCUUAUGUCCUACCAUCAGACUGACGAAGGCAGAGAUAGAAGCGAUCCGGGCGCCGUGGAGGAAGGCACUCAUCAUCAAGGUGAUGGGCAGGAAAGUCGGGUAUGCGUACUUGUUACGAAGGCUAAAUUCCAUGUGGAAGCCGCAAGGAAGGUUAGAUCUUAUUGCAAUAGAUAAUGAUUAUUUCCUUGUCCGUUUUGGAUCUGUUGAGGACCUGGAAUUCGCCAUGUUCGAAGGUCCGUGGAUGAUAUUAGAUCAUUACCUGCUAGUCAAGCCAUGGGUGCCGGAUUUUGAUCCAUACUCAGACAAAACUGAAAAGGUUCUGGUUUGGGCUAGAAUCCCAUGCUUACCGGCGGAAUACUAUAAUUAUAUUUUUCUAAGGAAGCUUGGGAACAAAGUGGGAAGGACAAUCAGAGUGGACCAAGCCACAAGCCAAGUUUCAAGAGGAAUGUUCGCGCGGAUAUGCGUAGAGGUUGACAUAACCAAGCCGCUCAUCUCGAAAUUCAAGUAUGAGGAGAAGGUACGAUUUGUCGCGUAUGAAGGCAUACAUAUGAUCUGCUUCUCCUGCGGAAUCUAUGGGCAUGCAGCGGAUGGGUGCCCUUCGAAGACCAGAACAAGCCCGGCGGGGGCGGCGGCGAGCGAUGGGAAUGUCCAGGCGGAACACGUACCGGUGGCGCAAUCUGAAUCCAGGAACCAGGGAGUGAAAGUUGGUGAGGAACCUUUUGGGGUUUGGAUGAUAGCACCUGGAAGAAAGCAGAGGACUGGGGCGAAGCCAAAACAGGGGGAUCGUAAGACGGGAAAUUCUGCACACCGUACGCAUGGAGCUAACAUGUCGAGAUUCGCUCCCCUGGUCUCUCACGGGGAUAUUGACGAGCCCAUUGCUGGCAACGAAGCAGAAAAUGAGUUAAACACCGAAGUAAACAGAUCAAAUGCGGUGAUUGAGCUAACGAAGGACCCGCAGGAGGCAACAAGACCGGGGAUCAGAUCGAAGAGACCAAAUAUCAUAGCUAUUGAACGCCAAAUUCUUAAUGAACCAAGGGCAGGCAGUGGAUCACAGAUCAAAGCUGAUGAGCAGGCGGAUCGGGGUCAGAGAAGCAUUGGUUCAGGAUCCCGGCGUGCGGCGGAGGAGGACGAGCACGUGGUCAUCAGGGGCGAGCAAGGGGGACGGGUCAUUAGCUCAACAAGAGUGAUCAACGAUGAUAGAGCGAUGGAACUGCCGUCGCCGGUUUGGCAAAAUGCCAAUGAACAUCACUCGGACCCGCCAGACAAUUUUGAUAAAGAGGGGGACGUUGUAAUGGGAUUAGAUGGGAAUACAGCACAUGACGUGGGAGUUGGGGGCAUUGAUGCCCGGGCGGGUGGCAAGUCAUUCCUCCGCGCCCUCAAAAACCUGCUAAAGGUUUAUAAGCCUGAUAUCCUUGGGCUUUUUGAGCCCAAAGUCUCUGGGGUUCAAGCUGACAAUAUCUGCAAAAAGCUGGGUUUCUCGGACAGGGUUCGUGUGGAGGCCCUGGGCUUCAGUGGAGGCAUAUGGGUUUUCUGGAAGAGCCCGGCACAGGUCACAGUCUUAUAUACUCAUCCACAGUUUAUUCUGUUGCAGGUUGCUUCGGCAGGCCAAUCUCCGUGGUUCUUCGCCCCGGUGUAUGGUAGUCCAACGCAUCACCUCCGGCGGCGUCUGUGGAGGGACCUCAGGCAGUCGAGUAGAUCCAUCACGGGGCCGUGGCUCACGGCGGGGGACUUCAAUUCAGUUGUACAACGAGAAGAGACUAUGAAUUAUAGCUCGUUUUCAUCGCAGCGAAGCUCUGACUUUGUGAAUUGGAUUCAGGAGGAAGGGCUUAUCGACCUAGGUUUCUCCGGACCAAAGCUCACUUGGAUUAAAGACGGCUCGAGUGACAGUAUCAAAGGCGCCCGCCUAGACCGUGCCCUUUGCAAUACGGCGUGGCGAACCAGAUUCCCCGACGCAUUGGUGCAAAAGGAGUGGAAAUCGUACUUAGACAUACCAUCGAAUGUGAGCAACUUGGCCAAUAAGCUGACUGAUUGGAACAGGUCAGAGUUCGGAAACAUCUUCAUUCGGAAACGCAUGCUCUUAGCCAGGCUGGGAGGGAUCCAAAGCAGGCUGGAAAUUUCUUUCCAUAGAGGUCUUGCUAAGUUAAAACGAAAGCUAAGGGCGGAGCUCGAAGAAACACUGUAUCAUGAGGAGCUUCUUUGGUUUCAGAAAUCCAGAGAGGAGUGGAUAGCUUCGGGCGAUCGCAACACCGCUUUUUACCAUGCGGCCGCCACGGUCCGUAAAUCUCGGAAUGUUGUUACCCGGCUUAUGGAUAAUCUAGGAAGCUGGAUAACGGAAGAGAAUGAGCUUAAAAGGCACAUCCAGAGCUACUAUAUAAACCUUUUUACGAGGGAUGACAGUAUUUCUGCACAGAGCGGCACGGCGUCCUUCCCCAGGCUUAACAGCAGGGCUUGGCGCAUCUUCAACCGACCUAUCACGAAAGAGGAGGUCCAUACAGCACUCACCGACAUGAAACCCUACAAGGCCCCGGGCCCCGACGGCUACCCUGCUGCGUUCUACCAAAAAACCUGGGAGGUCACGGGCGACAGUCUUUUUGAAAUCACUACAAAAAAACGCGAAUAUAGCGACGGACAAAUCUGUCGCUAA
Molecule: messenger RNA, 3045 nt
Organism: Ipomoea nil (Japanese morning glory)
Lineage: Eukaryota; Viridiplantae; Streptophyta; Magnoliopsida; Solanales; Convolvulaceae
Exons: 3
Coding region: 1-3045 (1014 amino acids)
Molecular function (GO): nucleic acid binding; zinc ion binding; catalytic activity
Source: RefSeq, a predicted model, not a curated record